CAACAUAUGGGCAAUGCAGAAUUUACACAAGAGGAUACUAAUUUGCAACUAAAAAUAUCACCUUUUGCACAUGUAUCAUAAUGUUACCACUAGUUUGCCAUUGAAGCACAUGGAAAUUGCAGCUGUUAGGUUGUCAGUUGUCCAAACUGUAAGAAAGGAUGAAAUUCAUUUCCUGUGUGAUCUUGUGGUCCAGGAGUUUCAAUGAUUUAGCCAGUCACAUAGCUAGUUAAUGGUAGAACCUAGACUGAAAAAUCACAGCAAAGUAAAACAAGCAAGCAGUGCAACAAAAACAGGCUUCUAACUCCCAGUCCCCACCUAAAAUGUGCUUCAUAUAAAUAAUGCCUUUUGUACUUGAGGCAACAAGCUGCUUUUUAAAGUUUGGGAUCGCAGAGGUCCUGUUUGCAACAUACUUUUGGAAGAUGUAUGUCUUAGAACUAUAGUCGGACUAACUUUUUGGUAGAAUUCUAAUAAUGUAAGGAUUUACGGAUCACAUUUUAAAUCUGACUACAAGAAUAAUGCAUUAUCAUUCGAGAGUUUGAAAUUUUAGCCCCCUUCCAGACAUAAUCCUAAUCUCGAGAUGCUGCUCUACCCACCCCCCAUGGUAGUAGUGGUUUUUGUUUUGCAGAAAAUUCAUAUUUAGCUUUUUUCUAGAUUCUAGUUCAUUUUCAUACUGCGAUUUUAUUAACUGGUACUCAGGUUCAGAUGCUCCCUUUGUUUUUUUCCAGUUUUGACACCCAGUCCACAAUAAAGCUGGAGUAAAAAAUACAAAUCUGAUUAUGUCCCUCUCUACUUUUUACUGUAGUAUCUGUCCACUGCCGUCAGGGUAAAGUACAAGCUUAAUAUUUGUGAUCUGACUUCCCCUCCAGGCUCAUUACUCACCAUUUUCUAGCCCUCAACUUUAGCUGCAACCACUCUUGAGAUCCACUGCCCACCCUCCCUAGCAUUCCCCCUGUUUUAACUUGUCUAACACCUUCGCGUAUCUUUCAAGAAUCAAAUCUUAGCAUCUUUGGGAAGCUUUUCCCGACUGUCCAAGAGUGGGUCAAACACCCCUCGUUACUUAGCUCCUUAUGCUCACCUUUAGCAUAAGACUUCACUGUACACUGUACUGUCCGGGUUUGUACUAAGUUGUCUCCUGCACUAGUCUACAUUUCUCGAAGGCAGGACUUUGUUGCUCUAUCUUUAAUAGAGCACUUGAAUGUACCUGGGGAUGCUGCACAUUAUUUUUUAAAUCAUGAAUGAAUAUACCACAAAAUUUUCCCAAAGCCUCUGGCUUCACUGUCUUCUUUCUAGACCCCAUAUAUGUUUCCUCCCUGCUCUAGAGUUUUGCUGCAACAAUCUCCAGAGGAAGGAUACAAAAAGGGGGAAGCGAAGUAAAAGCUGAAGGGAAGAAGCAUAGAUAAAGGGUACUGCUUUUAAUUAAGACAUAGGCUCUUAACAAGUUAACAUGCAAUGAUCUUAACUAGCAAAAGAAUUAGAUGCUCCCCCCGACGAUUAAUGGCUGACCACUGCCAAGCACACCCUUUGUCUCCCUAGGCUCAUGUUGCGUGCCCAAAUUUAUGUCCAGUUUAGCCCUGAGUCCAGACAAGCCACUCAACCUGGGGCAAAGCAAGCGGGAAACUAAGUCCCCUGGCCGCCCCCAGAAGUUUCCCUCCAGCUAAGCGAGGUCCAGGUGGGUGGAGUCGAGCCCAGUGACCACAGGCCCGGAAGCUGCAGCAUACAUGGCCGUUAGUUUCAGGAACACGAGUGUCUGACAUGCGAUGUUCCCCGCCAGUCACUGAACAGCGAUAUUCCGGGUGAUAUCUAGGGACAUAACCACAAGAGUAAACCGGCAGCUGCCAAAUGGGCAAACAGUCGCCCUACUGGAGAGAGGCGAAGCUGGCUGCAUUGCGGCUGUCACACAGCACGGCCAGUUCCCUCCAGCGGAAGAACAAACAGCACAGCGGUCACUCCCACUCCGACCUUGGCCACAGCAGAGAAGAUGGGCAGCUCUGAACCCUCCACCUCCACUCCUGAUCCCGCCCAGGCCUCUCCCCCCCGGCACUGCCACCGCCAAAGUGGUGCCAUUGCCUGUGGACAUCGUGACCUGGAAGGAGAAGGGGGGAUGAAGUGUGAGUUUGAAGAGAUUAGCUCGGCCACUGAUUGUUCACCCUCCUUUUUAGGAUCUGGAGCUGGUUAUCGCGAAAUUCUUCCUAAAGCCUCUGUCGGGACUCUCCAUCUGUAUUCUGGAGGUCACCUAACCAACUGUCAGGGUUCUGCGGGGAGCCUCGUACUGUCUGGCACUGCCUCUACUUCCACAGGCUUGUGUAGCCCCCAAAUCGCUGGACUCGACCGGAGCGGGCGGGCGCGCGCGAGCACGUUGGGGGUGUUCUGCUCGCACCCCCGCGGGUGGGCGGGGGAGCCCUGUGUCGGCGGGCGCGGCGGGAUCACUACGGCGCCUUCUUGCCCCGCCCCCACCCCUGCAAGCCCCGCCCUGGGUCCAGAACAUUUCAAAGACAAUGUGCGGCCCGAGCAUGCUUAGGAAAUAAGGGACCCCCGGAUGAGCCGGCCGACCGAGAGCACAAAAACACGCAGGCCCACCCGCCAGCGCUUCUCCCGAAAUUCCGCUUCAGCGCCGUCUCCACCUGCUCUUGUCUGGCGAUGUGUGUCCCUCGCGAGGCACCGUUGGGUCGUCCGGGAGGCGUGCCCAGGGGCGGGAGCCGGGCUGCGGAGCCUGCGCUGCUGCUGUCAUGGACGCCUGGGUCCGCUUCAGUGCUCAGAGCCAGGCCCGGGACCGGCUGUGCAGGCCUGGAGGAGAAGCGGGCCGCCCAGUAUGCCUGCUCCCUCCUUGGCCAUGCGCUGCAGAAGCGUGGGGCCAGUCCUGAGUUACAGAAACAGAUUCGACAACUGGAGGGACAUCUGAGCCUGGGAAGAAAGCUUCUGCGCUUGGGGAACUCAGCAGAUGCCCUUGAAUCAGCCAAACGAGCUGUGCACCUGUCAGACGUUGUCCUAAGAUUCUGCAUCACUGUUAGUCACCUCAAUCGAGCCUUGUACUUCGCCUGUGACAAUGUCCUGUGGGCUGGAAAGUCUGGACUAGCUCCCCGUGUGGAUCAGGAGAAGUGGGCCCAGCGUUCGUUCAGGUAUUAUCUGUUUUCCCUCAUCAUGAAUUUGAGCCGGGAUGCUUAUGAGAUUCGCCUACUGAUGGAACAAGAGUCUUCAGCUUGUAGCCGGCGACAGAAGAGUUCUGGAGGAGGAGUCCCAGGAGGAACUGAAACGGGGGGACCUGGAGGUCCGGGGAGUCCAGCAGGAUCCCUGCCCCGACUGGCUCUGAAGCUUCAGCUCCGAUUCCUGCUCCUGGCUCGGGUCCUUCGAAGCCAUCCCCCCCUUCUGUUGGAUGUGGUCCGAAAUGCCUGCGAUCUCUUCAUUCCACUGGACAAACUAGGCCUCUGGCGCUGUGGCCCUGGGGUUGUGGGGCUUUGUGGCCUCGUGUCCUCCAUCCUGUCUCUUCUCACCCUAAUCUGUCCUUGGCUACGACUCAAGCCCUGAUACUCUGGUACAGGAUAAGGAGGGGCCCUGAAUUGGUAAGAUGGAGUCUUAGAUCGUCUCCAACGUACCAGCCUCCUUGGUUAAAGUUAAAAUCCAGAGAGUUUGGGGUAGAAGGAAGAGCUUUGGGGAAAAUGAGGUGAGGCAAGGUAACUUCUGUAGUCAGCAGGAUGAUUCUAAUGUUCAGAUCUGCGGGAGCUUUGGUUCUUUUCCUCCUCCAUUGCAUCGUCCGUGUCUCUCUUGACUCUUCACUUUGUCUCUCAUAAGUCUAUUUAAGAUUCUCUCUCUCGGCAACUUUUUUGCCUUCUCAGUCCCCUGUCUCAGUCCUAGGAAUCUGGUCAGCAGCAGAAUUGCUUUUUGGUAGGGGAGUAGAAGGUGUGGUCUGUAAAACUCUAAUUGCCUUCUUUUUCCUGACAAAGGUGGUUUGUGGCAGAUUUUACCCUUUUAAACUCCAAAUCAUAAUUUAAAGGCUUUAUGUCCCAGCGGACUCUUCCCUCGUGCACCAGAAUUGGUUUGAUGCUUCCUUCACCUCCCUGAUGUCUACCUCACCAACCUCCCUUGUGACUUGACCCGUAUGCUUCCUACUACUCACACCUGCAGAUUUCUGCGUACACUUUCAUUUCAGGGCUUUGUUCCUAGCCUAUUCUUACCCCUUCUUUGCCUAUCCAGAAUGAUGCUGUGUCUAGCAUCUUGCUGUAAAUAUUGUACAAUGAUUCUGUGUAAAUAGCUGGGACCCGUGCCCACAAUAGAGAGCAAGCCUUCUAGGUCAGCAAAUUAAAGAUCACUUUGCUUAUUGA
Messenger RNA from Rhinolophus ferrumequinum (greater horseshoe bat), 4316 nucleotides. RefSeq names its product peroxisomal biogenesis factor 11 beta (gene PEX11B). The record is from RefSeq and is a predicted model, not a curated record. Gene Ontology annotation, cellular component: peroxisomal membrane. Lineage: Eukaryota; Metazoa; Chordata; Mammalia; Chiroptera; Rhinolophidae. The transcript has 5 exons. Bases 2638 to 3522 code for a protein of 294 amino acids. Gene Ontology annotation, biological process: peroxisome fission; regulation of peroxisome size.